Molecule: messenger RNA, 1417 nt
Organism: Leguminivora glycinivorella
Lineage: Eukaryota; Metazoa; Arthropoda; Insecta; Lepidoptera; Tortricidae
Product: protein NDRG3-like
Exons: 1
Coding region: 268-1248 (326 amino acids)
Biological process (GO): signal transduction
Cellular component (GO): cytoplasm
Source: RefSeq, a predicted model, not a curated record
ACUGCCGAAAUAAUUAAAACUAUAAGUGAUAAUACAGUGAUUUAGUGACAAAUAACGAAGAAAACGUUCAUACGGACUAUUUUGUGGUGUAGUUAUAGACAUGUUUAGAGUUACCGCAUGUUUACAAGGAUCGCCAGCUAAUUGGAUUAUGAUAGUUAACACUUAUUAAGUGAGAGAAACCUGCCAUUUCCCUGCAGUUAAGUGAAGGUGGAAGAUAUAAGUACAACGAGCUAAAAACACUGCCUCCUUAUUGAUCCGAAAAAAAAAAUGCCGACGACAACGAAGCACGAGAACAUCGCUCUCCUCAACAUGAUGUCUUCGGACAACCUGGACGAUGACCUGAAGAGCGUCCAGCUUCAUUUCCCUUCAGACCGGCGAUUGCAGAGCGACGGCGCAUGCGUGGAGGAGCGGGUGAGGACGUCCCGUGGAGACUUGCUGGUGGCCGUGAGGGGAGACCGCUCCAAGCGGGCCAUACUCACCUACCAUGACCUUGGCCUCAACUACGCAGCAAAUUUCCAGGCGUUCUUCAACUUCGUGGACAUGAGACCUAUUCUUGAACAGUUCUGCAUCUACCACGUAAACGCUCCCGGACAGGAGGAAGGGGCUUCGCCGCUGCCUGAAGACUACACCUACCCGACCAUAGAUGAACUCGCAUCACAGAUUGAUUUCGUGCUAGGACAUUUCGGUAUAAGGUCCUUCAUCGGAUUCGGGGUGGGCGCCGGUGCGAACAUUUUAGCCAGAUAUGCUCUCAUUAAUCCACAAAAAGUUGACGCGCUCGCGUUGUUCAACUGUACUUCUACACAAGCCGGCUGGACGGAGUGGCUUUACCAGAAGAUAAACACGCGGCAGCUUCGAUCCAGCGGGAUGACGCAGGGUGCGCUGGAUUACCUCAUGUGGCAUCAUUUCGGGCGCAGCACCGAAGACCGCAACCACGAUUUAGCGCACGUUUACAAAGAAUGCUUCUCACACGUGAACCCGAUUAACCUCUCGAUGUUUAUUGACGCUUAUCUGCGCCGCACCGACUUGGGGAUAGCGCGAGACACGAACACUAUCAAAGUGCCCGUCCUGAACAUGACCGGUGCGUUGUCCCCGCACGUAGACGAUACUGUCACCUUCAACGGCCGUUUGGAGCCGUCGAAGACUUCAUGGUUGAACAUUUCUGAUGUCGGGAUGGUUCUUGAGGAGCAACCUAGUAAGAUUGCGGAGGCUUUCAGGCUAUUCCUUCAGGGCGAGGGGUACUGCAGGUAGUCAGGUUGUCGAGGACACCGACGCGAGCGCCGCUUCUACACUAGAACGCACACGAUGCUUACACGCGAGCUUUACGAUACAUUUGAUGUAGACACAUUGCAAAUGUAGAAAUGAAAAUUGUUGUUCCUUGUUUUAGAUGUUUAUCGAAAUAAAUAUGUUUACAGCUUAA